This is a messenger RNA of Tinamus guttatus (white-throated tinamou), 1314 nucleotides long. It is a transcript of the gene MAB21L4, whose product is annotated as mab-21 like 4. Lineage: Eukaryota; Metazoa; Chordata; Aves; Tinamiformes; Tinamidae. The record is from RefSeq and is a predicted model, not a curated record.
AUGGUGUCGCGCUGGCACAGCUAUCUCAGCGUGUCCCUGUCACGCGAAGGGCCGCGGCUGGAGCGCUUUCAGCAGGCCGAGAACAUCCUGCUGACCCUGCUGGAGCGUGUCCACCGGAGCGACCCCCGCUUCCUCGUGGAUUACUGCCGCGACCUGGAAGCCUUGGAGUUUGCCCUGUGCGACGACGAGGAUGCCAUCACCCUGGAGGUGCCCCUGCGGGUUGACGGCAACACCCUGCGGGUGCGACUGUGCCAGCCCGGAGACGGCGCCUGUUACCUGGAAGUGCCAUCCCAGGAGGCCAGCUGGAAGGACUGGACCAGUGCUGGUGCUGGGGGUACUGGGUGCCUGGUACCGGGCAAAGUUCUCCGGUGCUUGAAAGAGCUCCUUGUUUCGGCUAUCGUGCACUGCCAGCGCCACUUCCUCCUCCAGCCGGGCGACCUCAACGCUGAGGAAUUAAAGGAAGAUGUCAUGGAGCUGACCCUGCUGGUCCGCGGCGGCUGGAAACCCCUCCGCUUCAACCUCGUCCCCGUGGUGAAGAGGCAGCAGGAGCCGCUGGAGCUCGGCCGGCGGCGCAGUGCCGAGGGCUUCCCUCAAGGCCAAGGCAGCCUCCGGAAGGCCACACGUGAGGCCCACCUCGUCCCUGCCUCUCCCUACUGCUGGAGAUCCUCCACGCACCUCCCCGUCCUGAAGCUGCUGCGGGCAGUGGGCACUCUGAAGGGUGACCGUCUUGACAGCCUCCGCCUGCUCGAGCAGGUACACCGUGAGGAGUGGAGGCAGGAGGCCCAGAAAGGCGGCCUCACCUUCGACCACCUCAAGAUGGUCUUUCUGUGGAGCACGGAGCUGUUUCCCUCACCAGAGGACUGGCAGGACCUGGAGGGCUCUGUCUACCGGCUUUUGGUGGUCCUUCUGUGCUGCUUGGCCAGUGGGCGCUUGCCGCACUUCCUGCAUCCCAAGGAGAACCUGCUCCGAGGGGACACGUCGGAGCUCGGCUCGCUCUACUGCAAGGUGGAGAGUUUCGCCCGGGACCCGCAUCGCUUCCUGCGCCUCCACUUGGGCCCCCCCGUGCACGCCGAUAACCUGCGCGCCGAUCCCGGCCUCAGAGCUCUCCUGCAGCUCCCGGCCAAGGACGAGACCUACUGGGACACAGCCUAUUUCGACCUCCUGCUCAGCCAGUUCCAGGUGUAUCGGAUCCAGGACCACGCGCGCCGCUCCGCCAUGUCCCAGCUCCUGUCCAAGGCCCUCAGAGAAGUGCUGGUUCUGAGCCCUCUGCCCGAGCAUCUGAGCAGCACCCUGUUUGCCAUCCCCACCACAUAG